This is a messenger RNA of Trematosphaeria pertusa, 1523 nucleotides long. RefSeq lists its product as uncharacterized. The record is from RefSeq and is a predicted model, not a curated record. NCBI's taxonomy places the organism in Eukaryota, Fungi, Ascomycota, Dothideomycetes, Pleosporales, Trematosphaeriaceae. The transcript has 2 exons. The coding region runs from base 146 to 1447 and encodes 433 amino acids.
CUUAUACAUCUGCCUCUCGUUAGCCAAGCAAUUUGGUAUCAUCAAAGACUGAACUUUGCAGAGCGUCGCUCACUCUGCUGGACAUAUCCCUCGUUUGCACCACAUUAUUGGGCGUUUGAAUACGGCCGCCGAUAGCAGCGCCACCAUGGGACUUUUGGCGCUUAUUCUUGCGGUGGUUUCGGUCGCAAACGCAUCGCAGCUUAGACCGCGCGACUACUCUGGCUGCAAUCCGCUGGACAAUUUGGGACAUCUCGGAACCAGCGAUGGCAACCGGAAGAUUGCGUUCGUCAUAGACAGCUCGGGGUCAAUGUUCGAAAACGAUUUCGAAGGCAUGCGCUUACAAGCGGCGAUUGCACUGAAUAAUAUGUACCUCGUCAGCAAAGAGAAGGCGAAGCCCGGCCAGACCCCCGAUCUACUCACUGUCAUCGACUUUAACGACGAAGCGAGCGUGAUCUAUGACCUCGGUAAUCCAGGGAGCGCAGCCAACGAAGUCAUCGCGAACAUCAUGCCCGACGGCGGAACAUGGAUUGGUGAAGGCGUGAGAGCCGCAGUGGAAGAGCUGUCCAAGCCCGGAUCCGGGGAGACGAGUGGAAGAUCAGGAAUAAUCAUUCUGACCGACGGUGUAGACGACCCUUCGGAUCGGGCCACCCAGACGAUUGAGGAGAUUAAGGCUGCUGGCGAGAAAGGAAUACGGGUUUCGAUGGGGUAUAUGGCUAUCGGGGGGGCCACCGGGGAUGAGUUCGCGCCGGAGCAGAACGUCGCCAUUCAUGACGCUGUGAUCACGACCGGCGGUACAAUGGGAAGGGUCGAUACUGCGCAAGCUAUUGGAUCAUUCCUGGUUGAAGCGACUAUGAAGGGGCUCACCGAUUCCGACAAGGGAAACCAAGGAGACGUGCUCGACCUCAUCGGAGGAGUGACAACUUCAGCGAAGCUGAAGACCGAUGGACCGAACGUCUUCAGAUAUAGGAUCUUCAAGGACGAAACGAUCACGAUCAACGUUACUGCCCUUGAGAAGUUCGCUCCCCUGAAGCUGGUUCUCCGCGCGAGCCCGAGCAAUACCGACUUAAAGACUGCCGAGACCAAUGACGACGGCGUCGCCAUCCUGGAAUACAAAGGCGCAUCGGAGUCCGACUUGAGUCUUGAGGUUUCCUCGUCAGUGACAGACGCCAAAGGAGUUUUCAUCAUCGGGCUUAAGAGUAACAUCGAUUGCAGCAAGGACCCGGCGCGGCAAAGUUCGCCGGCAAAUAGCAGCAUCCCAGUAAUCGCCCCAACGAACCCAUCGUUCGUUCCUUCCAGGACUGUGGUCCCUUCGGUCACGAAUUGGACAAUGCCGGGGCCGACGGAGACGGUUUCGGUCGUGCCGUUUCCGGGCGCCACAGGGGCUCGCUCGGCACCCGCGGGUUUGGGUUGGCUUGGGUCGAUGGUCGUCGCUCUCCUUGCUCUUUAGGGGCCGAAUUGAAUUCCCUUCUCUCGAACAAUUGUAAUAGCUGCACCUAUAGUCUGAUGAUAAUUCGGGUUGUUAA